This is a messenger RNA of Cyphellophora europaea CBS 101466, 417 nucleotides long. RefSeq lists its product as uncharacterized. The record is from RefSeq and is a predicted model, not a curated record. Bases 1 to 417 code for a protein of 138 amino acids. Lineage: Eukaryota; Fungi; Ascomycota; Eurotiomycetes; Chaetothyriales; Cyphellophoraceae. The transcript has a single exon.
AUGUCAGGCGAGCUCUCCCUAUCGGCGCUUCUGAGCACUCUCAACCCAAAGAUACAACCCACGACUUUCGUCUGGGCAACUCUAGCAAACAGCACACUUUCGUCGCUUCCUGGUCCUCUAAUGGCGUCGGCCCUCUUCACCUUUGCCGAAUCCGAAGGUCUAAGCCUAAUCGUUCCUCAGGACAUCGCCAGAGAGCACAAUAUUCCAUACAUCUAUCCUUCACGGCAGAUUACAUUGGAUGUCCAUUCGAGUCUUGAAGCCGUUGGGUUUAUGGCGGCCAUCAGUGCAAGGCUGGCAAAGGCAGGAUUCAGUUCCAACCCUGUCAGCGCGUAUUUCCACGACCAUCUAUUUGUCAAGGUUGAAGAAGCGGAGAAGAUUGUGCAAGUCCUCAAGGACAUGGCGAGUGAGGCAGCAUAA